Messenger RNA from Delphinapterus leucas (beluga whale), 1061 nucleotides. The record is from RefSeq and is a predicted model, not a curated record. Lineage: Eukaryota; Metazoa; Chordata; Mammalia; Artiodactyla; Monodontidae.
AUACUCCAAUAAAGAUGUUUAAAAAGAAAACCAAAAAAAAAAAAGGAGGAACCAGAGACAGAAGUGCCGGAGGUUAGGCUUCCAAGUAAACAGCAAGCGUCGUGAUUAGAACGCUGCACGCUACUUCCACCAGGGACGGGAGCCCCUGACACUCAGAGGAGCUUUUCCAGGAAGCCAAGCGUCCUUAGAAAAGAUCCCAGGUCCGUGCAGGGGUCCGGUGGGACAUGGCGAACUCGGGCGGCGAGGACCUCCGGAGCCAGGAAGGGGAGAAUUUUCUCUACUUCGCCUAUGGCAGCAACCUGCUGACGGAGCGGAUCCACCUCCGAAACCCCUCGGCCGUGUUCUGCAGCGUGGCCCGCCUGCAGGAUUUUAAGCUUGACUUUGGCAAUCCCCAAGGCAAAACUAGUGAAACUUGGCAUGGAGGUAUAGCCACCAUUUUUGAAAGUCCUGGCGAUGAAGUAUGGGGAGUAGUAUGGAAAAUGAACAAAAGCAAUUUAAGUUCUCUAGAUAAGCAAGAAGGGGUUAAAAGUGGAAUGUAUGUCCCAAUAGAAGUUAAUGUUUCUACUCAAGAAGGAAAAGAAAUAACCUGUCGAAGUUAUCAGAUGACAAAUUAUGAGCGUGUUCCCCCAUCACCCCAGUAUAAAAAGGUCAUUUGCCUGGGUGCAAAAGAGAAUGGUUUGCCACCGGACUAUCAAAAGAAGUUAAACGCAAUAGAACCAAAUGACUACAAAGGAAAGGUCUCAGAAGAAAUUGAAGACAUUAUCAAAAAGGGGGAAGCAAAAACUCAUUAGAACCUAAUAGAAUACGUCUACAGAUAUUUUCUCUAUAUGCUAAUACAUUUUUAACAUUUAGAACAGGGAUCUGGGAUAUCUCUCUGUUUAAUAUAUUUUCAACAGUGUCCUGAAGGGGUAUCUCACUUGGGUGAUUCCUUGUUUUCAGGCUAUAAAAAGGCCAGGAUAGGAGUUAGACGAUUGAAAAGGGGGCCUUGCGGCAUUGGAAUGCAUGACAAGUAGAUGUGAGUAUUCCUUCUGUGAACCCUUAAAGUUAUUUUAUUGAGUUGA